Messenger RNA from Camellia sinensis, 458 nucleotides. Lineage: Eukaryota; Viridiplantae; Streptophyta; Magnoliopsida; Ericales; Theaceae. The record is from RefSeq and is a predicted model, not a curated record.
AUGUCCAGAUCGACCGAUCGAUCUCAUCGCACACCUCACAGGCUUUCUGUGAAGAAGAGAGGUGCCGAGAAACCUGCUAAACAGCCUGCGAAGAAGGGGAAGGCUGCUGCCAAGGAUCCUAACAAGCCUAAGAGGCCUGCCAGUGCCUUCUUCGUUUUCAUGGAGGAGUUCAGGAAGACGUACAAGGAGAAGCAUCCAAACAACAAAUCUGUUGCUGCUGUUGGUAAGGCUGGUGGAGACAAAUGGAAAUCCAUGUCAGAAGCUGAGAAAGCCCCAUUUGUCUCGAGGGCAGAGAAAAGGAAGACUGAAUACAACAAGAACAUCGAGGCUUACAAUAAGAGAAUAGCUGACGGACCAGCUGAGGAUGAGGAGUCUGACAAAUCGAUGUCCGAGGUGCACGACGACGACGAUGAUGAGAGUGGAGAGGAAGAAGAUGACGACGAGUAGGCGAAAUGCAG